UUCGCGUUCGCCUUCGUCGAAUCUUGACUCUCGUGAACGGUGAGACACACGGCGCGCGGUUGUUCGCUGAAAUCGUCGAUAUUCGCAAAUUGAGGAGAAUGUCGGGAAAGUCCAAGGCGUUCACCAAAGAGGAGGAGCUUCUGCUGCAGGACUUCUCAAGGAAUGUUUCGACAAAAUCCUCGGCACUGUUCUACGGGAAUGCAUUUAUCGUUUCGGCGAUACCCAUCUGGUUGUUUUGGAGAAUACACUUGAUUGACCUAUAUGCCAACUUAGUAUCUUUCGUAGGAAUUACAUUACUGAGCACAUAUGCUCUUGCAUUAGCAUAUAAAAAUACCAAAUUUAUCCUGAAACAUAAGAUUGCUGUAAAAAGAGAAGAUGCUGUAACAAAGGAAAUAAGCCGCAAGCUUGCAGAAGACAAGAAGAUGAGCAAGAAGGAGAAGGACGAAAGGAUUUUAUGGAAGAAAAAUGAGGUAGCGGAUUAUGAAGCGACAACAUUCUCUAUUUUCUACAACAACGCUCUUUUCUUGGCGCUCGUCAUUGUAUCUUCGUUUUACAUUCUAAAAACGUUCUCACCCGCAGUAAAUUACGUACUUUCCGUAGGAGCUACUAGCGCACUCUUAGCGUUAUUAUCGACGGGAUCUCAAUAAUAUACGUACAUCAUGAUAUGUCUUGUUAUCUAAUUUCAUAAGAAAUCUUCAGCGAGGAUUCAUUUUUUUCAUAUAAACAAUUAUAAAUUAUGAUAUACGGUAUAAAUUAUGAUAAUAAUAAACAUUUCUUCUUGUAAAAAAGUACACAGUUCAAUAAACCUAAUUGGCGCUUUGAAUGAAAUUA
This is a messenger RNA of Dinoponera quadriceps, 831 nucleotides long. Its product is annotated as translocon-associated protein subunit gamma. The transcript is spliced from 4 exons. The coding region runs from base 99 to 647 and encodes 182 amino acids. Gene Ontology annotation, biological process: SRP-dependent cotranslational protein targeting to membrane. Gene Ontology annotation, cellular component: membrane; endoplasmic reticulum. The record is from RefSeq and is a predicted model, not a curated record. NCBI's taxonomy places the organism in Eukaryota, Metazoa, Arthropoda, Insecta, Hymenoptera, Formicidae.